Messenger RNA from Branchiostoma belcheri (Belcher's lancelet), 580 nucleotides. RefSeq lists its product as uncharacterized. The record is from RefSeq and is a predicted model, not a curated record. NCBI's taxonomy places the organism in Eukaryota, Metazoa, Chordata, Leptocardii, Amphioxiformes, Branchiostomatidae. Bases 125 to 580 code for a protein of 151 amino acids. The transcript has 4 exons.
GUGAUGCAUAAUUUAUCUACUGAUGCGCAGACCGGUUGUCACUCUGCGCAAACAGACGAUCCUCGGACCUGUCGUAUCUUCAACCGUCCUAAAGCUGGUGGCUGGCAGGUGAAAAACAUCCAAGAUGGCUGACACCUCGCCUGAGCAGCCGCCGACCGGGUUUAACGGUCCGUCCGUAAAAGACAGCGGGCUCGCAGACGGGCAGCAGACCAACGGAGUCAAUGGGAUGGGGUCACCUGACCUGGCUGACGCCAUGAAUCAUGUCAACAUCAAUGUGCCUGGAAAACCUGACGUCCUUGAAAAACAAGGACCGAAGGAAAGCAUGGAGGGAGCUGAAACUUUGGAAAUUGCUGCUACAGACGCUCUACACUCCUCUACUAAAGCAGGUAGUGUCAGUGAAAAAGAGGUGAACGCAAACUUUGGUGCCAUGAAGAGUGAGACAGAUGGACAGGGGAAUCAGAAAGGGAGGAGAAAACGGACAAUCCACGUGUCAAAUCUGCUGCUACGGUGGACAACGUUGGUCAGUGCCCAUCUACGUCAGCCUCACAAGGGCAAGAAGAGUCGCAGCCCUCCACAUUGA